AUGCAAAACUUUGGCCAUGACUUUUCGAGUGGGAACCAUAGACGGAUGUUGGAGAAGAGGCAGAGGCAGGUCAUUACGACCACAAUUACCGGACCCUCGACGACUGUGACGACCGUGGCGACUGUAGUGAGGCCCCCGUCCCUGCCCACCCUCAUUCCAAGGCCGAGACCAGGUGACGACGACGAUGAGGAUGAAGACGAGGAUGAGACGACGACGCGUGGUACCUCAACGUCGCGUGCAACCACCACCACUACCGAAAGCAGUAGUUCAACAGCCAUCUCACGAGCCUUGAGCAGCUCCGCCGCCAUCUCCCAGACUCAGCGUCCCACUGCCUCGAGCGACCUCACGUCUCUACGUCCCAGCGCGUCCCUUGUCCCGGAGAUACGCACUGUUACUGAGACCUACACUCCUUCAGCCUUCUGCAAGUGCGACAGAUGUUCGCAGACAGGAGUUACAACGGGAGCCCAGAAAUCAGGAGGAACCAUCGCUGGUAUCGUCGCCGGCACGAUCUUUGGCUUCAUCGGUCUCGCCAUCUUCACCGCCUUCAUCGUCCGUCACCUACGAAAGCGAGCUCGAGAUCGCGAAGAAUGGGAUGCAGCCAAGUUCCGUCGCUCGGCGCUCAUGCUCAACGAUGAGAAGAGUCAGCCUCCACGCACGCCUCGUCCACCGAGCAUGAUUGAACGUCGAGCACAGGCCAACGUCAACUCGGUCGUGUCUGUCCCAAACCGCGCCUACCCCUUCUCGGAUACCGCCUCGCAGUACAGUCGCGACCAACCCAACUUUGGGCAACCCGGAUUCGAUACCCGCGGACCUGCCACUCCCCAGCCUUAUGGUUCGCCCAACCCGUACGGUGCAGCACCAGUUCCCUACACUGGUCAGAAUAUGUAUGGUCAGGGUGGAGACAGAGGGUAUGGAACUGCGUAUGGAGCGGCGGCAGGGUAUGGAGGUCAUCCUCAUCAGCAGCCACAACACCACCCUCAGCACCCCGCCUACACCCGUCUCGGCCACAACAACUCCCCUGCGCCCUUCGCCUCCUACGCUCCCGGUACUCCCCAACCUUCUCAUCUCAACCCGCACCUGAACGUGGGCCCAGCCGGCCCAGGCACAAUGUCCCGCGCCAACACGACAGCGAGCAACCUCCCCAACCCAUUCUCGGAGAGUGCACCCGUCUCGCCACGUUCCUCCGGUGCCUCGUCGUCUGAUAGCGGACACGGUCGUCCUCCGCUCCCACCGAAGCCCGAGGAGUACCUGACAAGGGCCCAUGGUGACGAUGAUGCUCCACCGGCGUAUACGGAUGAUGGAACAUACGCGAAGCUUCAAAGGGAUGUUAAGAAUCCGGUUGUGAUGACUGUGGAAGGUACGACGUCGGGAAGCCCUGCAUCCGCUGCUCCUGCUCCCGCUGCGCCUUCCUCCACCCCUCCUCAUGCUGCUGCAACGCCCCCUCCGGCCCCAGCUGCUUCGUCGACGCCUCCUCCAGCUCCAGCUCCGGCUCCGGCUCCAGCUCCCGCUUCGUCUGCCGCCCCUAGCACCACCGCUACCACUACUUCUUCCACCACCCCCGACAACACCAGCAACGUAGGCGGCAACAAGGCCCGACCUAUCUCCUCCCACACCGUGUACGAUCCAAGCGACGCCUACGGAGGCAUGUAA
Coprinopsis cinerea okayama7#130 is the source of this 1650-nucleotide messenger RNA. RefSeq lists its product as hypothetical. The transcript is spliced from 4 exons. NCBI's taxonomy places the organism in Eukaryota, Fungi, Basidiomycota, Agaricomycetes, Agaricales, Psathyrellaceae. The record is from RefSeq and is a predicted model, not a curated record. Bases 1 to 1650 code for a protein of 549 amino acids.